AUGGCAGAAAUUCGACGACUUCAUAACGCUCUUCUGACUUAUUUUACGCCGGAGUCAAUAUUUACCCUCGAGACACUCAUUGGGAAUGGGCUGCAUGCCCUAACCUCCAGGGUGGGUUAUAAAGACCCUCAGUCGGGCAAGUAUAAGAGAUUUGUCGUCAAGCAGGUGCGGAGGAGUAAUCGCCAUGACAUCAGGGAGCUCAAAAAGGAGAAGAGAUGGUUGAAGAAACUUGCCCACGCACGUCACAUUGUCAACUUGGUCGCAGAUCUCCCUGACAACCCUCUCGGGGAGCCGUCAGACGACAGAGACGAUCCUCAUGGAGACGAUCUUCAGGGAGACGGUUCCCAGGGAGACGGUUCUCAGGGUGACGACCCUUCGGGAGGCGGUGAUCAGGAAGACUCCGAGGACGAAGUGGAGGUGCCGAUAGCGGAUAGAACCAUUCUGAUGGAGUGGUUGGAGCACGGGACAUUGGGAGAUUUUAUUACUCGAAUUAGAACGCGCCCUAAACCACUGCCAAACCGUCUCUUGUGGAGAUUCCUGGGCUGUUUGGUACGAAUAGUUAUAGCGAUGGCUUAUCCUCCCGAUAGACCGCCACCAGUAGGGAGCAGCCAGAGAAGCGAAGCGCUCAACUAUAUCAGGGUCGGUGAGGCUGCGAGGCCGUCUUUGUUACAGCACAAUGACCUCCAUGAUAGUAAUACCGACAUGGAACACAAUAUCACCCCGAUUCUGAAGCUGAUUGAUUUUGGCUCAGCUGUUGAACUCCCAUCACUUGACGGGGACCCUCUCUACGGGGUCCGGAGCAAUUUGAUGGACGUUGGUUUCGGCAACGCCUUUGUACUCGAUGAACGGCAGCCCCGAUCCUUGGCCAGCAAGCACAGACCCGGACCUGAAGAGGCUCAGGAAGAAGAUGGCGCUAACAUCAAGGAGCUGUGGAGGUCGAUUCUUCUGGAGCCACCACAAAAUUCGACAGCAGCAGAUCCUUUUGAGAUAUCCUCUUAG
Molecule: messenger RNA, 999 nt
Organism: Neoarthrinium moseri
Lineage: Eukaryota; Fungi; Ascomycota; Sordariomycetes; Amphisphaeriales; Apiosporaceae
Exons: 7
Coding region: 1-999 (332 amino acids)
Biological process (GO): protein phosphorylation
Molecular function (GO): protein kinase activity; ATP binding
Source: RefSeq, a predicted model, not a curated record